CGUGAAGGGUGGAGGAGCACGAAGAAAGAGAGAGGGAGGAGAGAUGGAAAGAGAGAGGGAGAGGUGGAAGUUUUGGGAAGCUAACACCUUUAUGAGAUAGUGUAGGGGCUUGAGACCAAACCAGACCCUUUUCCAGAGAUUUGGGGGUAGGGGUUAGAUCAGGCAAGCGGUGUGGCUGCAGGUAGCAGACGGAAAUUUUGACACGUCACUCCUGUGAUCUUGUCGGACUCGCUGGGAUUUCUUCUAUAUACGCUCACCGGCGAGUAAACAGCGUGCCUGUGUGUGGAUGCAGAGGGCGAGAACAUGACUGCGGAGAACUUCUGAGGGUUCUACACGCUCAACGACUGACCAGAGUCACUGCAGACGUCCGCCCGGCGAUGGGGGUCGCCAGCAGCCCGCCUCUCAGAAUGGACCUCUGCUGGUGGAGCAUAGUGGCUCUGGUCCAGCUCCUCCCCAUCCAAGGGCUGGAGAAGGCUGAGCAGCUGCGGAGGGUCAGGAGGCGUUGGGUCUGGAACCAGUUCUACGUGCUGGAGGAGUACACUGGACCUCAGCCGCUCUAUGUGGGCAAGCUGCACUCGGACCUGGACUCAGGCGAUGGCUCCGUCGAGUACAUGGUGUCCGGUGAGGGAGCGGGAACCGUGUUCACCGUGGACGCCAGCACAGGAGACCUACAUGCCCUGCAUAAGCUGGACCGCGAGACCAAGGCCCAGUAUGUGCUGCGGGCCCGGGCUCUGCACCGGCACACGGGGCUCCCGCUGGAACCAGACUCCCAGUUCACCAUACGCAUCCAGGACGUCAAUGACAAUGAGCCAAAGUUUCUGGAUGGACCCUAUCAGGCCACCGUACCCGAGAUGUCCGCCCUAGGCACGUCGGUGAUCCGGGUGACGGCGACAGACGCCGACGACCCAGCAUACGGGAGCAGUGCCAUGGUGGCCUACAGCCUUCUGGAGGGGGAGCCCUAUUUCAUUGUGGAGGCCAGGACAGGCAUCCUCCGGGUGUCCCGUCCCGACAUGGACAGGGAGCAGCAGGCGCUCUACCACCUCGUUGUCCAGGCCAAGGACAUGGCCGGCCAGCAGGGGGGGCUAGCGAGCACCACAACCGUCACCGUCACCCUGUCCGACGUCAAUGACAGCCCACCCAGGUUCUCCCAAGACCUUUACCAGCUCAGUGUACCUGAGCUGGCUGCCGAAGGCGCCGUUGUGGGUUACAUCCGGGCUGACGACCCAGACGAGGGGGUCAACGCCGAUAUGGUGUACCGCAUCAUUGGAGGAGAUGGAGAGGACACAUUCGCCAUCAGCACAGACCCCACCAACCGGUUUGGCAUCGUCACCGUGAAGAAGGGUCUGGACUUCGAGGUCAGGCAGAGCUACACCCUGAGGGUGGAGGCAGCGAACACGCAGCCGGACCCCCGUUUCCUCGGGCUGGGCCCCUUCAGCCACGCCACCAGCGUGAGGGUCAGCGUGGAGGAUGUGGACGAGGCGCCCCGGUUCUGGGCUCCCUUCUAUUACCUCGAGGUCCCAGAGGACGUGGAGCCCGGCACAGUACUGGAGACCUUCUCCGCCAUGGACCCUGAUAUGGCCAACGACUCCAUCAGGUACUCCAUCGAGAGGCUGAGCGACCCAGAGAGGUUCUUCUACAUCGACAGCUUUUCAGGCUCCCUGGUCACCGAGCGUCCCCUGGACCGAGAGCAGUACGUCUGGCACAACAUCACCGUGCUGGCCAUGGAGAUGAAUAACCCCUCACAGAUGGGCAGCGUGUCCGUCGCUAUCAAAGUUCUUAACGUGAACGACAAUCCACCUCGGCUGGAGCAGUGUGACGUGUUCGUGUGUGACAAUGCGAAGAGGGGCCAGCUGAUAUACACGGUAAGAGCCAUCGAUGAGGACGACCCCCACGGAGCACAGCCGCUCUUCUACAGCCUAGAGGCUGAGGAUACCAACAAUUCCUACUUCUUUCUGAGAGAUAACCAAGACAACACAGCUGGGGUCCUGGUCCUGAGAGAAGGAUUUUCUGUGAAGGAUCAGACCACCUACCACCUCACCAUCCUCAUCCGCGACGGGGCGUCGCCAACCCAGACGGGCACCAGCACGCUGACCGUGCGCGUGUGCCGGUGCGACCCAGGCGGAGACGUGCUGAGCUGCACGGCCGAACCCCAGCCGCUGCACUCCGGAGGACUGAGCCGGGGCGCCCUGCUCGCAGUCCUGGCCUGCACGCUCCUCUCGCUGGCCGCCGCCCUGCUGAUCGUGUCGCUGAGGAGCCGAGGGAGGAGGUACUACCCCCGGGACGAGGAGCUGACCGCCCACGAGAACAUCGUGCACUACGACGACGAGGGCGGCGGCGAAGUAGACACCAUAGCCUUUGACCUCGCGACCAUGUGGAUCAUCAAAGACGGCCGCGGCGAGAAUAAGGGCCGCCGUGGCUUCCUGCGUGACUCUCUCUGUGCUAAGCUGCAGGAGGCCAACAGCGACCCAUGGCUCCCGCCGUAUGAUUCCCUGCAGACCUUCACUUACGAAGGGGAGGACUCCAGAGCUGGGUCCCUGAGUCCACUGGUGGCCAGCCCCUCCAACACAUCGCAGGACUACAGCUACCUACGGGAAUGGGGGCCGCAAUUCGAAAAGCUGGCCUUAAUAUAUGGAGUGUUGGGAAGGAAAGAUCCGUCGUGGUAGCGCCCCCCCCCCCCCCUUGUGGCACCAGACAGCCGGACACGACGUAGAACUGGUGCAGGCACAUUAGAAGACCUCCACCUGUGUAUCAGCCUGGCUGGAUGAAGGCUGAUAUCUAGCUGCUGAUUUUGCCACGGCAAAGCUGCAGUUGUGGUGUUUUUGUGGCUAGGUGACCCACUUCCAACUAAGAAGACACCAAACGAUGUCAAAAAUCAGAUCUGAUGGAUGCAUGAUGGAUGGAUGGAUGGAUGGAUGGAUGUAUGAGACCAUGCUGCUAGAAUCUUUUUAGAAAUGUCCCUAUUAUCCAACUACAACAAUCCAUUGUCACGGUGACGCUCUGCCAUGGCGAAUUUCACAUCACUGUACGUGUCACGACCGAUGACCAACAUUUUGACAGGUGCUAAUCGGAGACAGCGAGCAUUGGAUGUCCAAAUAAAAAGCUUGGAAUGUA
Molecule: messenger RNA, 3111 nt
Organism: Brienomyrus brachyistius
Lineage: Eukaryota; Metazoa; Chordata; Actinopteri; Osteoglossiformes; Mormyridae
Product: cadherin-20-like
Exons: 12
Coding region: 378-2663 (761 amino acids)
Biological process (GO): cell morphogenesis; homophilic cell-cell adhesion; cell-cell junction assembly
Cellular component (GO): catenin complex; adherens junction; membrane
Molecular function (GO): calcium ion binding; cadherin binding
Source: RefSeq, a predicted model, not a curated record